UUCUAUGCAGGUUCAGCCGACGCUGAGGGAAAGAAUGCGGCAAGAGCAGGCUUCAGAUGAGUUUAUUCGUGCAAUUGAUGCCAAGGUUCGCGCCGGAGGCAUCGAGGGUUUUCAUCGAGGCACUGAUGGGGCCUUGGAGUUUCGUGGUAGGAUUGUGGUGCCGAAAGUCGAAGCAUUGAGAAAGGGGAUUCUAUCUGAGGCUCAUACCGCACCAUACCUAGCCCAUCCAGGAAGUACAAAGAUGUAUCAUGACCUGAAAAGGUCGUUUUGGUGGCGAAGAUUGAAGAAAGACGUAGCCGACUUUGUAAGAAGAUGUUUAACCUGUCAGCAGGUCAAAACCGAGCAUAAGAGUCCCAUAGGCCUUCUACGACCACUGCCGAUUCCAAGGUGGAAGUGGGAGGAGGUUGCCAUGGAUUUUGUCACGGGAUUACCGAAGUCGUCUGAACAUCGCGAUGCUAUCUGGGUCGUGGUCGACAGAUUGACUAAGGUUGCUCAUUUCUUACCCGUAUCGAUGAGUAUGUCUUUGGAUAGGUUGGCUGAGAUUUAUGUCCGUGGGAUCGUUCGACUCCAUGGAGUACCUGUUACUAUC
Messenger RNA from Striga hermonthica, 589 nucleotides. Lineage: Eukaryota; Viridiplantae; Streptophyta; Magnoliopsida; Lamiales; Orobanchaceae. The record is from the annotation of a GenBank genome assembly.